CUACGCAAGAAAUGUGACGUACGCCUGUGGGCCGGACCGUGAGUUGGAGAAAGGGAAUGUCGGUCGGCGAGAGAUCGGUUACAGAGGCGGCCGGGAGCGUCAGCAGAAUGGUAGCACAACAGAAGAACCUUGAGGGGUACGUGGGAUUCGCAAAUCUCCCCAACCAAGUGUACAGAAAGUCUGUGAAGAGGGGCUUCGAGUUCACUCUCAUGGUCGUCGGAGAAUCAGGUUUGGGGAAGUCUACACUCAUCAACUCCCUGUUCCUGACAGACUUGUAUUCUCCAGAGUAUCCCGGACCCUCUCACAGAAUCAAGAAAACCGUUCAGGUAAGAUCAGGCUGGAUCACUACUCUGACAUCACUCUGA
Molecule: messenger RNA, 365 nt
Organism: Sinocyclocheilus anshuiensis
Lineage: Eukaryota; Metazoa; Chordata; Actinopteri; Cypriniformes; Cyprinidae
Product: septin-7-like
Exons: 4
Coding region: 57-365 (102 amino acids)
Molecular function (GO): GTP binding
Source: RefSeq, a predicted model, not a curated record